Messenger RNA from Oryza brachyantha (malo sina), 643 nucleotides. Its product is annotated as protein RALF-like 22. NCBI's taxonomy places the organism in Eukaryota, Viridiplantae, Streptophyta, Magnoliopsida, Poales, Poaceae. The transcript has a single exon. The coding region runs from base 1 to 429 and encodes 142 amino acids. The record is from RefSeq and is a predicted model, not a curated record.
AUGGCGCGGCGGGCUCUGCCGUUCGUCGUCCUCGUCGUAGCCGCGGCGGCGGCGCUCGCCGUCGUCCCUGCCACGGCGUCGACGGCCGAGCAGCUCGUCGUCCACGGGCAGCGCGCUACGUCGGGGUGGACGCGGGCUGGGGACCCGUGCCUGCAGGGCACGGUGGAGCAAUGCCUGGCCGCCGACGGGGAGGGAGGCGGCGCGGCGGUGCUGCGGCGGCGGCGGCGGCUGUUCCAGGUGGUGAUGGGCGAGGACGACGUCACCGGCGACUACGGCGGCGGCGCGCCGCAGUACAUCAGCUACGCGGCGCUGAUGAGGAACUCGGUGCCGUGCUCCCUGCCGGGCGCGUCCUACUACAACUGCCGGCCUGGCGCCGACGCCAACCCCUACACCCGCGGCUGCUCCGCCAUCACCCAGUGCCGCGACUAAGCCAGAAGCUCGCCGCCGGAGCACGCCGGCGCGCUUUUCUUUAGCUUCCUCGUCGUUGCCGCGGAGAUUGUGUCUUGUUGCUAUGUACUGUACUUAGCUUCCUCGUCGUCUUAGCUUGAUCUGGUCACCUUCUCUGAUGAUGUCCAUCAGUCCAUGAGAUUGAGAGGGAUUAUUGAUUUAUUAUACUCCAUAUUGAAUUCUACGAUGUGUUAUC